Drosophila navojoa is the source of this 2331-nucleotide messenger RNA. RefSeq names its product centriole duplication and spindle assembly protein centrobin (gene Cnb). Gene Ontology annotation, biological process: centriole replication; mitotic cytokinetic process; centrosome separation. Lineage: Eukaryota; Metazoa; Arthropoda; Insecta; Diptera; Drosophilidae. The record is from RefSeq and is a predicted model, not a curated record. Gene Ontology annotation, cellular component: centrosome; centriole.
CACGCUUCAAUUUGGCAUUUAAAUGUUGGAAUUGUCACUUUUUUCACUUUUUGGUUUAAAUUGAUUCAAUCAAUCAUGUUGUAAUGAGUGAUACUGAUACAGAUGAUACAGAUCUGUUGCUGUUAAUACCGCCCAACUACUAUACACCUCGGCAGGACACGAUGAGUGCGGCUGCCGAGGCAGAUGCACUUGCUAUGCCGCCGCCGCCGCUGCCGCCGCCAGCGUCUACAACAGCUGCGUAUCAGUUUCUGAUGCCUGACAAAAAGUCGGAAUUGAAUCAGAUAAAUGCGCGCUUGCAAAACCUGGAGCUGGAGCGCCAGGAGGAGCAGCGACGCUUUGAUGCGCCUUCGGAUUUAUCCACGAUUUCAUCGAGUACAGUGCGCAGUGCCUUGGGCACUCGACCGCAACGAGAGCUGCACGGCAUGGCACACUCGACGCCCAAGGGUGGUAAUCGGCUGGAGGAGAACAUACUGCAGGAAAUCGAUAACUAUCUGGACGAUAACCAUGCCUGGCACCAGAACCAGCAGCAGCGCCAAGCCCAGCAUCAGUACCAGCAGCAACACCAGCAGCAACAUCAGCAGCAGUAUCAACAGCUGCAGCAGCAUUACAGCGAUGAUCAUUUACGCGUGCGUGGCUAUUCGACGCCGGCGCAUGACUCGCAGCCAACGGCCACGUCGUUGCCUAGCAUUCGACUGGGCGCGUCACCUUCGAUAGCCAACGACAAACUCAUUAGUCUAAGUGAGCUGUGGGGCAAAAGCCAUCUGGCAGGCACUGUCAUAGCAAACAAUAUGUCUGGACAACAGGGCAUACCUGCUCUCAAGGAAGAGCAGCUGCGCCGCCAGCACCUGGAGAAGAUGGUACAAGCACUGCAGGCACAGAUGCUGGAGUAUCAGCAGCGCAUCUCGGUGGCCAUCGAGGUGGAUCGAUCCAAGGACUGCGCCCUCCAGCAGGCGGAACAGCAACUGAACACGCUCAACUUUGAGGUUCAAAAUAUGCGCGACUCGGUGCAUAAACUGGAGACGGAGCGGAACGACGCCCAUAGCAAACGCGAGUCGUUGCAGCAUGAGUUGUCCCAGGCUGUGGGCUUGGCUACCAAGUUUCAGGAGAAGACAGACAAACUGGAGGCCGAGCUGGAGCGGGCCAAGCGUCAGGCAAGCGAGACAGCGCAGAAACUCGAGCAAGCUGAAUUGCAGUUGCAGAGCAGCAAGCGUUCCGAAGAGCUGUCGCAUGCCGAGCAGAAUAAGCUGCGUGAUAAGUUCGCCAAGGCUGAUUAUCAGGUGGAGAAGCUCAAAGCGCGCAUCGAAGAACUAGAAAAAGAGAAGUCCACGCUGCAACACCAAAAGGAAAUGCUGCAGGAAUAUCAUCAGAAGCAAAAGACGCGCGCAGACAAUCUGGAACUGCAGCGCAAAUCCUUGCAAGAGGCGCUGGCAAAUCUUACCGACACUGAGACAAAUCUCAAGAAAAAGAUGGAAAUUCAGCAGAAAUCCUUGAAGCAACAUUACCAGCAGCAAAUGGAGAAUGUGGUGGCCAAAAAGCUGCAAGAGUUUCAAGUCCAGCUGGACAAAUCGGAGGAGAACCUGAAGGCAGAGGCACGCGAGCGCGAACGUCUGAUAGCCGAUCGAGCAGUCAAGCAGCUGGAGAUGAUCAAUGAGAAGAACAACCAAGAGUUGAAUCUCGUACAGGAGAAGCACAAUGAGGAGGUGGAACUUUACCGUCUGCAGCUGGCAAAUGCAUCAAAGAAAAUAGACGAACUAGAACUUCAACUCAGCUGCUACAAGACUAAGCGUGCGGAUAUUGCGGAAAAGCUGCAUGGUGUAAUGGAGGCACAGUGGCAACAGGCACUGGCCAUACUUACCUCGCCCAAUCAGACGUUUCAGUUGCCAAGUGGCGAGACGACGGAGAGCGAGUCACCGGAUCUAAACAAUGCGCGUCACUAUCCCGACACGCCCAAAUCAAGCAAAACUCAAGCCAGCAACAACACCGAGAAGAAUAAUCUGGACACGGCAGCCAAGAAGGAUCCGCCAUCGCCCGUGGACAAGCUGCAAUCAUACAUUGAGCUGCUGUUGAGUAAAUCGCCAAGUGAUCUUGAUAAGCUCGAUAAGAUUCUAUCCAUGAACACCAAACCAAACGCCAAACCACAGAAGCGUAACUCCAACACCGGCUCCAAGCCGCCGCCCUGGAAGUCCUGAUAAUUAUAUAUAUUUAUAGUUCAUUUGUAUUAAAUAGUUCGAUAGUCUGAUCUUUCAUGUAGCCACAUGUAUGUGAAAUAUUUUCGUAAACCACUUUACUUGGAAGUUGUGAAAGUAAAUUGUCUUAUGUUUGCGAAACAAA